Messenger RNA from Anopheles funestus (African malaria mosquito), 1355 nucleotides. RefSeq lists its product as uncharacterized. The transcript is spliced from 3 exons. Lineage: Eukaryota; Metazoa; Arthropoda; Insecta; Diptera; Culicidae. Bases 705 to 1073 code for a protein of 122 amino acids. The record is from RefSeq and is a predicted model, not a curated record.
GCAAGUCGUCGUCAUUUGAAGUUUUCGAUCGAACGGUGUCGUUACGGUCGUUCGAUCAUCGAAGUUAGGAGUGUAUUUUUGCAUCGCUUUCGUAUUCUUUGUCCAGUAUCUAAACAGUUCAAAUUGUCUGCUGUUAGAACAACCACCAAGUUCCAGGGUGAACAUUUUGAAAUGCCAUCAAAAGUUCACAGCAUAAGUGCAUCAAACAAGUACUCUGGCUCCGUGUUCAAGUAAAGCGUAGUCGUAUUCCGGUUCUGCUUAGGUACGUUGACAGAAGACAGAUUGUUCUCGACUCUCGUCCUGUGUGUUACGCCAUUUCUUCUCACUUAUCAAGACACAACUAAAUCGCUCCCUAAAAAGGGCUGUGAAAAGCCCCAGGAAGGGCACAACGAAAUCGAAAGGUGUACAUCACAGGAGAAAGUCAACUCUGACAGCCUGACUGUAUUACACAAUAGCUUCCCCAGCGCAGGGCAGCUAUCGCAACACAUCGCCACCAUAGUUACCGGUGGAUUAUUAUCUCACACCAGUGCGCGGAACGUGUGAAUACCUUACCAGUUUGUCUGUCACACAUCCACCUCCAGCACGCCUGCUGACAGUACUCGUUCCGCACCGGUGUACGACCGACAACUUUUGAUCGCUCCCCGAGCACGAGAUUCUGUGUCUUGUGCUUUCGCAAUCGUUCCACUAGAAAUUCGCGCCACAAGAUGCAAAAGGUCAGCAACCGUAGCAGCAUACGCUGGUUCGUCGGUUUCAGCCUACUGAUAAUAAUGUUCCAGCUGAUCAGCUUUACCCGUACUGAAGUGACCACUGCCCGUACGCAGGUUUCGGACGAAGCGCUCGAGAAAGCCCUCAGCGACAAGCGGUACCUGAUGCGCCAGCUCAAGUGUGCGCUCGGUGAGGUACCCUGUGAUCCAGUGGGAAAGCGUCUCAAGAGUUUAGCACCAUUCGUCCUUCGCGGUGCCUGCCUACAAUGUACGCCGGUAGAGAUGACCCAGAUAAAAAAAACGUUAGCACAUUUGCAGCGAAAUUUUCCAUCGGAAUGGAACAAGCUCGUACAGACGUACGCCGGCUAAACGAUGGUGGCAGUGUGAAUGCGGAAGCUGUUGUUCGCGUGUGUGAUAAAAAAGAACAUUGGCGAUGAUUGCGACUAGUGGAAUAUGGGAGAAUCGAAGGUCAGGCGUAGUAUAGAGUUUGCAAUAUUUUAAGACCAGCUACAAACUGUGGCUAAACGAUAGCUAAGGUGCUCUAUAGCUUUGUAUAGUAGGUACAAAAAGAAUGCGAAAUGCGCAUUGCUACAUGAAACUUUAUACUAAACUGCGUCGUACAAUUUCAUGAAUAAACGAUACAAAAAAUAA